AUGAGGGACUCACCGAAGCCCUCAGUGCCCAGCUAUGAGCUGAAGGCAGCAUCAGGCAAAAGGGGGAAGGCUCCCCUGUCCUGGUCUUGGAUGCAAAACUGCGAGCAGACUCUGGCCUCCGCUUAUAUGCCGGUGGUGGUGGACCCCAGGGGCUGGAACCUGGACAAGCCCAAGUUCAACUUCUACACCUCGCAGUACUCCAACUGCCUGAGCCCCUUCUACACCCUGCAGAAGCCUACCUGUGGCUACCUGUACCGCCGGGACACCGACCACACCCGCAAGCUCUUCCACGUGCCUCCUGCUAACAAGGUUUUGUGGCGUUCCUAG
Molecule: messenger RNA, 327 nt
Organism: Molossus molossus (Pallas's mastiff bat)
Lineage: Eukaryota; Metazoa; Chordata; Mammalia; Chiroptera; Molossidae
Gene: CIMIP3
Product: GUCA1A neighbor
Exons: 2
Coding region: 1-327 (108 amino acids)
Source: RefSeq, a predicted model, not a curated record